UUUUUUGGCGAAAGGCGGUCACUGAAUUUAGUCGGCACGCUGGUCAAUCUAGCAGCAGACUCGCCCUGCGUGCGGCUCUGGAGAAGUUUCAGGAUGACACGUCCCCGCCCCGGCCCCGAUCGUCGUGUGCUCGGACUAGUGAGCUGCCCUGAGUCUACUCAGAGGGGGAGCUGCCGCCCGGAUGAGGCCUCAACCCUUUGUACGGAGAUAGAGUUGCGAUCAUGAGUGACUAUGACUACAUGGAAUCUCUGCCGUCUACGAGUAGCUCCACACGGAAAACGGCCAAACCGAAAGGGAAAUCUCCAAAAAAGGCAGUGAAAACAGAAAAGGAUGCUGAGCCGAGUGGUGACACCAAACCGAAAAACAAGAGGAAGCUUGAUGUGAAGGAUGAGAAACCCAGCUUGAAGAAACUAAAGCGGGAGCCGGCCUCGGGCGAUGCGGAGGACAUUCAGCUGGAUAUUCCCCUACUGCUAUCUCAACAGCACCACCUGGAUCUCAACGUCUCCUUCAACAUCAGCCAGCUGCUGGACGAUGACCACAAGGUGUCCUUCAUUGCGAGGUACAGGAAGGCACAGACAAACGACAUUGACCCGGAGGUUCUGCACGAGGUGGCCGCCUCCCACAGCUACCUGCACGGCCUACAGACGGCCGUGAGCAAGGCCUACAAACAGCUGAGCUCCGAGCAAAAGGUGACGCCGGAGCUCCGCCGGGCUCUCGUCUCGGUGACGAAGAAAUCCGAACUGGAGACACUGAUGGAGCCUCACAAGAAGGGCCCUCGGACCACGCUGGCGGCGCGGGCGCGCGCGGCCGGUCUGGAGCCGGCAGCCCUCUGUCUGCUGCACGGCUCGGACCGCUGUGUACCCACGGCUCUGAUCCACCCCGGCACUGAGGGUCGCCAGUCUCUGGACCAGGUGCAGGCCAGCCUCUCCAACCUGCUCUGUGACAUGAUCGGAAAGGACGUGGCGGUUCAGCAGCAGGUGGUACAAAUGGCCUCACACCCGGGAAUCCACCUCGAAUCCAAACAGAAAACCUCCAAGAACGCUCCGCCCAACGAUCAGAGCUACAAAUACCGCAACUACUUCAACUUCCGCAAGCCGGUGGGUCGGGUGCGGAGCUUCGAGUACCUGGCCAUGUGCCGCGCCGAGGACCUGAAGCUGGUCAGCGUGAGGCUGGACCUGCCAGACGCGCUGCGACAUCAGUUCACCAACUUCUGCCUCCACCGCUUCCUCAGCAGAGGGAUGUCAGACAACUAUCGAGAGUCCUCCAUACGUCAGGCGGUCGGCACCCUCUUCAGCAAGAGCGUGACGCGUCAGCUGGAGCGUCAGGUGCGCCACUCGCUGAAGGAGGCCGCCGAGCGCGAGGCGCUGGCCGUCAUGUCGAGGAACCUGAAGGCCAAGCUGCUGACGCCGCCGAUCAGGGGCCGGGUGAUUCUCGCUCUGGACCCCGGCUACCGGGCCUGUAAAGUCGCCGUGGUAUCAGCGCAGGGCGCCAUUCUGGAGACGGCCGUGCUGAACCCCCGCCUGUCCUCCCGCUGGCCGGAGGUCGGAAGGGACCCGGCGGCCGAGCAGCUGAGACGCAUCAUCGCCCAGCACGGCGUCACGCUGCUUGGGGUGGGUAAUGGCACGGCCUGCCGCGAGACGUGGCAGUACGUCUCGGAGCUGAACGGCGCCGGCGCGCUGGCCGCCGCACCCCUAGACGUCACACUCGUGGACGAGGGCGGCGCCAGUGAGUACUCGACCUCGCCGGCGGCGGCCGCCGAGAUGGCCGAGCUCGACUGCACGGUCAGGAGUGCGGUGUCACUGGCGCGGCGGCUCCAGGACCCCAUAUCGGAGCUGGUCAAGGUGGAUGUCACCUGUCUCGGCGUCGGUAUGUACCAGAAGGACAUGCCGGCUGGCCGGGUCAGCCAGGUGCUCGGUGACGUGCUCUCGGACUGUGUGGCAGCUGUCGGUGUGGACCUCAACACGGCCUCGGUGCAGCUGCUGAAGAAGGUGCCUGGACUCAACGCCGCCAGCGCCGAGAACAUUAUGGCCAAGCGGCGAGCGCAGAAGCUGUUCGUGAACCGCCAGCAGCUGCUCUCAGUGAAAGGCAUCGGACCGAAGAGCUUCGAGCAGUGCGCCGGAUUCGUCCGAGUGCUGCCCGCCACAGCUGCCAAGGCCGGAAAGAAGAGUGGCAUCACCCCGAAAAAGGGCAGCAAGGCGGCCUCCACGGCGCCGGAGCCGCUGGACCAGACGGUCAUCCACCCGGAGAGUUACCCGGUGGCCAACCGGCUGCUCCAGCUGAUUGGCUGUCCGUCGUCGGCGGUGGGCAGCCCGGAUCUGGUGAGCCGCCUGACGGAGUUCUGCGCCGCCCGGAGUCGGCCUCAGCUGGCCGAGCAGCUGGAGACCGAUAUACACACACUGGAGCUGAUCAUCAGGGCACUGUCAGAGCCAGGGUACGACGAGCGUCAGGAGCUGGCGGCGCCCAUGUUCUGGAAGGCGGCCAUGCGCGCGGGCGACCUGCGGCCCGGCGCCCGGCUCCGCGGCGUGGUGCGGAACCCCACUGAGUUCGGCGCCUUCGUCGACCUCGGUAUUGGCGAGUCGGGCCUGAUCCACCACUCCCAGAUGCGCUCCGUCGAGCUGCGAGUCAACGACCACGUGGAGGUGGAGGUUAUCAAAGUCGAGCAAAAGCCCAAAAAGACCGACAUCGGCCUCAGACUGCUGCACAAGAUCGAGGGGAAGCAGCUGAAGCGGGGCUGACUUAGGCUGUGAUUCUCAGGCAAACUGUGAUUCUCAGGCAGUGAGGGGGAGUGUUUGUCUGCUGUUUACAGUUGUGACGUGUGAAUUGUGAGUUUUCCGCAGUGGGGUGCGGAUUAUGAAGCUGUUGCGAUUUCUCGACCAGUGGGCGAUUUUUGUUCCGCCGUUAUUUUUGCACUCAAAAUGUGUCCAGAAUAUAGAGACAUGCUGUUAA
Messenger RNA from Amphibalanus amphitrite, 2946 nucleotides. RefSeq names its product S1 RNA-binding domain-containing protein 1-like. The transcript is spliced from 16 exons. Lineage: Eukaryota; Metazoa; Arthropoda; Thecostraca; Balanomorpha; Balanidae. Gene Ontology annotation, biological process: translation; nucleobase-containing compound metabolic process. The record is from RefSeq and is a predicted model, not a curated record. Gene Ontology annotation, molecular function: mRNA binding; structural constituent of ribosome. The coding region runs from base 222 to 2735 and encodes 837 amino acids.